AGAAAACGGAAAAAGAGAAGGCCUGUGCAGCACCAAACAUACUGCAGUGAAAGAGUGAAAGCCAAACCAUUUUUAUCUCUCUCUCUCUUCUUCCCUCCGUCAACAGCCACCCAGUCAGUCUUCACCAUUCCGUUGCCUCUGCUGUUUAUCCGCAAAAUUCCAUUCUCAACCUCCAAGCUCUUGGACUAAAUUCAUUGCCAGCCCCGUGGCUACACACGUAGCUCUGUUGCUUGUUUGGACCUCAGUUCAGUAAUGGAGGAGGUCCUGGCUCCGACUUGUCGGCGGCCUGGAGCUAUAAUCCUUUUCACCAUGGUUUCUUCUGCCCCACUGGAUCCUCUUUCCUCUUCUCCCUGCUGCUGCUGCUGCUUCCGCGCCAAUGAGCUACGUUUCUAGACUCUAGUCACCAUCUCCUGCAGCUAUUUUGCUCGGCCGAUCUCGCCGUCGGUGGCUUCUGCGUUUCCCGCAUACUCAGAUCUGGGUUUUCAGCUUGGUCGCCGUGAAGUUUCACCUGUCGUCGCCGGCGAUGACGGUACCUCCUGCCGCAGUGGCAGCUUCAAUUAAUGUCCCCACUGUUUUGAAGCUUUUCGCUGUGAAUUUGCGCAGCAGGAACACCGAGAAGGCUGUGGAGGAAUCUUUUUGUGGUCUUGGGUUACGUUAUUCUCAUGGCUGAUGUGAAUUCAGCUGGUGUUAAGGCCGAAGAGCGAUUCUUGUCUCCAAUUGAGGCGCCUAUGUUAGGGCCACCUGUUUCAGAUAUGCCCUUGCCAUCAGUAACAGCGCCCAAGUUCCAGAAACCUCACAGAAAACAUUUCUCACCACUUGGUUCACCACCAUCAGUGGUUGCUGCCCCUGCUAGCCCUCCUAAUUAUGAUCCAUUGGUAACUUCAGCUCACCCACCAACUAGCUCGAGCUUGUCUAAACCAUCAAUGAAGAAGAGUGCGUCAUCACCUCCUGGUGUUGGAUUGAUUGUUCUUGCCCCACUCCAGUCCGAUCCUGGCGACAGUCUUUCUGGUUUAGCUCACCCUCCUCUUUCUCCAGAUGUUUCUGAUUGUUGUGGACCAGAGUUGGUGUUGAAGCGAGGUAGUCAUGGCUGCCACUGCGUGUAUCCAAUAAAGCUGGACCUUCUUCUCUCGAAUGUCUCACAAAAUCAUAACUGGGACAUGUUCCUUCAGGAGUUAGCUUCUGAGCUGGGUUUGCUGGUUUCUCAGAUUGAGCUGAUCAACUUCUAUUUUCUCAGCUUAUCGAGAUUAAACAUUUCAAUGGACAUUAUUCCUCACAGUGGAGUCAGUUUUUCUGCCAGUGAUGCAUCGAAAAUAAACACAUCCCUUUACUUGCAUAAAGUUAACUUUGACCCUACCCUUGUUGGUGAUUACAAGCUCCUCAAUCUUACUUGGUUUGAACCACCACCGCCUAGCCCAGCUCCGGUUGCCACUUCAUCACCAAUGCAAGCACCAGUACAUCCAUCUUCAAAUUCUACAUCAGCAAGUGUUUCAAAUAGAACCAAGCAUUCGUAUACACUUUUAAUACUCGUUGUUGUUGGUGCUGCUAUCUUGAUGAUCACCAUUAUAUCUACGGUUUUAGUUUGUUCAUGUGUGUCACGUGGGAGGAGAACUGAACCACCUCUAAAAGAACCUGAAAAGCCAAGGACCAUAGAUACGGCACCUGUAGCAGGAUCUGUCCCACAUCCUUCUAGUACACGUUUCCUGGCUUAUGAAGAACUUAGAGAAGCAACCGGGAACUUUGCACCAGCUAGCAUACUUGGAGAAGGUGGGUUUGGUAAAGUUUUCAAGGGUGUCUUGAGUGAUGGUACUGCUGUUGCAAUUAAGAGGCUCACCAGUGGAGGCCAACAAGGGGGUAAAGAAUUCUUAGUGGAGGUUGAGAUGCUUAGUAGAUUGCAUCACCGUAAUCUUGUCAAACUUGUUGGAUACUAUAGUAGUCGUGACUCUUCACAGAACCUACUUUGUUAUGAGCUUGUUCCAAAUGGGAGCUUAGAGUCCUGGCUGCAUGUAGGUGUUAAUUGUCCUCUGGAUUGGGACACCAGAAUGAAGAUUGCUCUGGAUGCUGCCCGAGGGCUUGCUUACCUGCAUGAGGACUCCCAGCCAAGUGUUAUCCACAGGGAUUUUAAGGCAUCCAACAUUCUGCUUGAAAACAAUUUCCAUGCUAAAGUUGCAGAUUUUGGACUUGCCAAACAGGCGCCCGAAGGCAGAGUAAAUUAUCUCUCCACGAGAGUGAUGGGAACAUUUGGGUUAGUUUUGGCUCUUCUUUGUUCUAAGACCACUCCUAUUGUGUGUUUAUAUGUAGCGCCAGAGUAUGCUAUGACCGGACAUCUACUGGUAAAAAGCGAUGUAUACAGCUAUGGAGUUGUGCUGCUCGAGUUGCUCACUGGGAGGAAGCCUGUAGAUAUGUCGCAGCCAUCUGGACAGGAAAACCUCGUGACUUGGACAAGACCAAUUCUUCGCGACAAAGACCGACUAGAAGAGCUGGUGGAUCCAAGGCUCGGAGGGAAGUACCCAAAGGACGACUUUCUCCGAGUCUGCACAAUAGCAGCAGCUUGCGUCGCCCCAGAGGCGAAUCAACGACCCACCAUGGGCGAAGUGGUGCAGUCACUGAAAAUGGUGCAGCGAGUGACGGAGUAUCAAGACGCCCCUCCGCCUGUGGCAUCGAGUGCCAGGCCGAACAUGAGACAGUCGUCCACCACAUUUGACUCCGACGGGACAUCUUCCAUGUUCUCAUCGGGUCCUUUCUCUGGGAUGAGCACGUUCGAGAAUGAUAACUUCUCGCGCACUGCGGCUUUCUCGGAAGAUCUUCAUGAAGGACGGUGAGCUCUUGGAAUGGGUUUUAGUAGUUUAGGAAUUUUUGCUUGCGAAUGGAGACAGACGGUAGAUGGGCUCUUGAUUGUGCGUGCUGGAGAAUGGUGGAGGGGAAGCAACCACUGGGAAGUCACUAUGGCUCGUGGGAGUGGUGGGGUAAUAGUGGAAGGCAGUGGUUUUGCUCUCUUCCUUGGUUGUGAGAAUUUUGUAAAUAUGGCUUCCUUGUUGUAGCUUGUACUAUUCGAUUGGACUUCAAAUGGAUUUCCCCCAUUUAUGUGCUCUCUUCAUGUUCAUUUGAUUUCUUUCUUUUGUAUAUUUGGCGGACUUAUGUUGUUGGACAGAGCUGCUACAGAGCUGAGUGGAGUUGAGCUUCAGAAUGUUCAAAUUUAAGUUGUCCAUUUAUUCUCUAAACUAAGCAGUUUUGUCCUAAUGGCAUACUUGAGUCAAAUGCGAUGCUUGAACCCGUUAACUUGAC
Linum tenue is the source of this 3282-nucleotide messenger RNA. Lineage: Eukaryota; Viridiplantae; Streptophyta; Magnoliopsida; Malpighiales; Linaceae. The record is from the annotation of a GenBank genome assembly.